UUUCAACACCGGUAAACUUAGAUAGGUCUGCCCAUUCGGAGAUCUACUCGGAUCAGCAGUUAACAAUCAGGAAAUCUUUAGAUGGAGAAUGAACAAGCAAGCUGGAAAAAAAGGAGCAGGAGAUCUCCAAGAGAUGCACCACCAUCUGCAUCUGCAGUUCGUCCCGGGGGUCAUUCAGAGGCAUUCGACGAUCUGAUCGAGUUAGUCGCCUCAUUUAAUGAGCAUCAACUAGCUUUAGCUCGAACCACACCUUUCGCUGUGUUCUCUGAGUGGACUAAUAAGAUAAGAUUUGACCUGAAUUUCUCCAAAUGGCUGGUCACCCAUGUUGAUUUCAUAGAUAGAUGCAUUCUAACGGGUAGAGAAUUUAACAUUCCUGUUGAUGCACGCUGUGCUACUAGGAUUAUAGGUUUGCCUAGUUCAGGUGUAGAUAUCAUUUCGGGCGACAUUUCACAAAGAGAAGCUGGCCGUUUGACAGUCCGAGAAUUUCUCGGUAUCAAAGUGAAUGAUGCACCUAGCAUGACUGCCGCAAAAAAUGUUCUGUUGCGUCACCGGGAGAAGCCCGACAGCGACGACGAUAUUAUCUUCAAAGCUGCCUUCGUUGUCUAUGUCAUGGCAUUCCUUACAGGAAGCUAUGAGGUCGACGGUUCCCAAGAUGACCAGUUCUGGCAUGCUGUUGAUGGUUCUACACCGAUUGAUAGUUUCAAUUGGGGAGCCUACUUAGUUAACAGUUUCGUCCAAUUGUGCUCUAAAUCUGCGACGUCUAUCAAAUCUGGUAUUAGUAAGCUGCCCCCUCCUGGAUGCAACCUGUUUUUUCAGGUAACCCACUAG
Molecule: messenger RNA, 828 nt
Organism: Lolium perenne
Lineage: Eukaryota; Viridiplantae; Streptophyta; Magnoliopsida; Poales; Poaceae
Source: RefSeq, a predicted model, not a curated record